Molecule: messenger RNA, 2265 nt
Organism: Misgurnus anguillicaudatus (oriental weatherfish)
Lineage: Eukaryota; Metazoa; Chordata; Actinopteri; Cypriniformes; Cobitidae
Gene: svbp
Product: small vasohibin binding protein
Biological process (GO): protein secretion; negative regulation of protein ubiquitination
Cellular component (GO): apical part of cell
Source: RefSeq, a predicted model, not a curated record
GUCCGCUCUUGCGGCGCGCAUGAAGUCGAACAAGCCUCAUGUCACCAUCAGUUCGCUGCUGACCUGGAUGAGACGCCUCGUGCAGGUGAAUUUGUCCAGGUGUUUUUCUUCAGUAAAUCAAUGUUAAAUUGAAUGAAUCCACAGGUUUUCCUUGAUGGAGCUCUGCUUGGCUCAAAGGUGCAUUCGCAUGCUGUGUGCCGGGUGUGGAUACAGAGCUGCUGUUCUCAAAUCAAGUUUUUGAUCAGUCUGAAUCUGUGUUGUAAAAUGGAGCCGGCUUGUCGAAAAGACAAACAGAAACAACAAACACCGACCCGCGGUGACAGAAGCAAACAGAAAUCUGCUCAACAAGAGCUCAAACAGAGACAGAGAGCUGAGAUUUACGCCCUGAACAAAGUUAUGACUGAACUUGAACAGCAACAGUUUGAAGCUUUCUGCAAGCAGAUGCAGUCGCAAGCUGAGUGACAAAACUCAUACGGCCUCAAUAACACAUACAGAGAUGGUUUUAUUAUAAACAAUAUAAUGGUUAUUUUUAUGACCGGUCAUCUUAAUCAGGUUUUCAGUCCUUCUUCUGGACAUCUCGAGCUCCUGAUCCAGUAAAUGGAAGAUGCUGGAUGAUGUCCAGGAGCAGGAAUGAAUACUCCUGAUAUAAACCACAAUGUAUUGGAGAAUGUUUGCUUGUAUUGGUGCUCAGGCUUGAAUUUGAUGUGUGUGCAAUCGUAUCAGAUGUUGAUCAGUAUUUAUGUAAUUGUUACAAAGCUAUAAUGACACCAAAAAAGUACAUACUGUAUCGUCACAAAGCCACUCUCGUAGCAAACGCAUGGAUGAAGAAUUAAUUUAUUUUAUAUGAUGUUGAAUCCCAGUGUUGGGUAUGAUUUUAUUAUUAUCAAUACUUCAUAGUUUGUCCGUUAUGAUGAUCAAAAUGUUUUAUAACAUGCAAUGUUUGUUUUGAUAAACAGGCAGGGCUUGACAUUAACACCCACCAACUCGCCAAAUGCAGAUAGAUUUCUUUAAAUAGAGUCUUAACCUCCUAAGACCCGAGCUUUGGUUUAUCUUUUUUUCCCAGAUUUCUUCCAGCUAUUUUGGGAAAAUUACCAAAUAUUUUUCUUUGAACAUGAAGCAUUGUAAUUGUCCACGUUUGUGUACAACAGGUUCCAGUUACACAGAAUGAAGUAUUUUGGUGCAAACAACCAAAAAAAAUGUGUGGACAGGUCUUAGGAGGUUAAAUCACUUUUAACAGAAACAUUUAUGCAGAUUGUAUUUUAUAAGCUUGAUUACUAAGUUGAUAGUAAAAUUCAUGUCCUGACUGAGCAGUGUUUACUGCUGUAGUUAUUACAUUUACAAAGUGUUUGUUUUGUGUGUGUUUAUCUUUUCAGUUAAUCCUUUACAACCCUGCAACCGCUUUUAUUAUAUUCACUAGAAGCUACUUUAUUUAUUCCUUAUUGCACUGUUAAAAAACGACUUUCUUAAAACAACCAAAAAAUCUACCAAUUGGGUUAAGCAUUUUUUUUCAAUUAAGUGUUUAAGAAAAAAGUUCUUUCUUACCCCAUUGGCAGAUUGUUUUUCAUGCAGCUAAAUAUAUGAUAUGAUCUAUAAUAAUACCAGCUAUAUAUAGCUAAUAUAUGUACUCUCAAUUUGGUUUUCAAUCUUUAAAAGGUAAUUUUAGCAUGCCAAAGUCAAUUUUAAUUAAAUAAAACAACAAAAUUGUGGCCAGCGAAAAUGCUGAGUAAUUUGGAAAACCACUUGCCACUGUGUCUGGUGAGCAACAAAAUAAUAAUGUCAAGCCCUGUAAACAGGUAUUACACUGUAAAAAGUGAAAUGUUUUUUAACUUAAAAUUUCACUUUAGUUUCCCCAAAUUUAAGUUGAAAAUUUUUUUAAGGUGUUACCAAUUGAAGUAAUUUUUAAGUUAAUCCAACAUGAUUUACAAUUUACAAAAUAUUGCUUGAAGGAUAACCGGAAUCAAAACACUUGCUAUUUUAUUUUUGGUGAUGUACUUUCACAAUGGCUGAAGUGUCUUCGACCACAAACAAUUUUAACAGUUUUUGUACAGUAGUUGGGUUUUAUUUAAAAACAAUAAAUUUUGAAGUAUUGUUUUCUAUGUGUUAGAAUAAUAGUUUUCUAUUACAUUUAAUAAAUACAUGUGUUUUUUUUUACAUAACAUUACAUUAUUAUCUGACCAUGAUUCUUUGUCUAUCCAUGUAUGAGCUUCUCCAUUUAAAACAUGCCACUGACCCACUAAAAUACCAGACUUUUACUGGAAAACUUGA